UGGAUCAUCACAAGAAAUGAGUGACGUUUCGAUGUUAUCUUCCGUGAAUCCAUGCCAUGUUUUUUUAGCUUAUUUAUUUUAAUGGGCGACAAUUUUUCUUUGCUCAAGUUGGCCUUUUAUUUUUUAUUGGUUUAUUUAUAUCACCGAAAUGCAUUAUGCAUCCAAUACAAAAACAUCAUUGGACCCAAAAUAUAAAUCUUAUUUUAUACUCCGACCUUCGUGCUUGUUCUUCAUUAUUACAGAAAAAAAAGGUGAAACAAACAUAGCCAGGUCCUUUGACUUUCCCCAAGAGAGAUUCUAGAGAUAAUCUGAAAGACUCUUAAUUGUUUCAAAUGAUUCGUUUGAAAGAGAAACUCUGUUUAUUCUUCAACAAUAGAUGGCUCGUAUUCGUUGCAGCAAUGUGGAUUCAGAGUUUUGCUGGUAUUGGAUAUUUAUUCGGCAGCAUUUCUCCGAUCAUUAAAAGCUCUCUUAAUUAUAAUCAGAGGCAACUUUCACGUCUGGGUGUGGCUAAGGAUUUGGGAGAUAGUGUUGGAUUUUUGGCUGGAACUUUAUCUGAAAUCUUGCCGUUAUGGGCAGCUCUUCUUGUGGGUGCUAUUCAGAAUUUUAUUGGGUAUGGCUGGGUUUGGCUCAUCGUCACCGGCCGAUCUCCAACUCUUCCUUUAUGGGUUAUGUGCAUUCUUAUAUUUAUAGGUACAAAUGGCGAAACCUACUUUAAUACAGCCGCACUUGUCUCAUGUGUGCAAAAUUUCCCUAAAAAUCGCGGUCCUGUUGUGGGAAUACUUAAGGGGUUCGCUGGCUUGGGUGGUGCAAUUAUGACCCAGAUAUAUGCGCUGAUCCAUUCCCCAGAUCAUGCUUCACUUAUAUUUAUGGUUGCCGUUGGACCUUCAAUGGUGGUUAUUGCUCUCAUGUUUUUAAUCAGGCCUGUUGGUGGCCACAGACAAGUCAGACCUUCUGAUGGAUUCAGCUUUUCAUUAAUUUACAGCAUUUGCAUUAUUUUGGCUUCUUACCUGAUGGGUGUCAUGCUUGUUCAAGACCUUGUUGACGUGAGUCACACCGUCACUACAAUCUUCACAGCUAUUUUAUUCGUUCUAUUGGUAAUCCCGGUGGUGAUUCCCAUCUCCUUGAGCUUCUCUCAAGCGACAAGAGGACCAUCAGAAGAGGCUCUUCUAUCUGAGUCACAAAAACAAGAUCCUGGUGUAUCUAAACAUAAUGAUGAUCAGGAAAUUAUAUUUAGUGAGGUUGAAGAUGAGAAGCCUAAGGACGUAGACUUGCUUCCAGCAUUAGAAAGGCAAAAAAGAAUUGCCCAACUGCAAACAAAACUAGCUCAAGCAGCCGCAGAAGGAGCAGUGAGGAUCAAAAGAAGGCGGGGCCCCCAUAGAGGGGAGGACUUUACCUUAAUGCAGGCUUUGAUAAAGGCAGACCUUUGGAUUAUAUUUUUCUCACUACUUUUAGGAUCUGGAUCUGGUUUGACUGUGAUUGAUAACUUGGGUCAGAUGAGCCAAUCUUUAGGAUAUGAUAACACACAUGUAUUUGUUUCCAUGAUCAGCAUAUGGAACUUCCUCGGUCGUAUUGGGGGUGGAUACUUUUCUGAAAUAAUUGUGAGGGAUUACGCCUACCCAAGACAUGCAGCCAUGGCUGUUGCCCAAGUUAUAAUGGCAUUUGGGCAUUUCUUCUUUGCUAUGGGUUGGCCAGGGGCUAUGUACAUUGGUACUCUUCUGGUCGGGCUCGGUUAUGGGGCUCAUUGGGCUAUUGUGCCAGCUGCUGCUUCUGAAUUGUUUGGCUUAAAGAACUUUGGAGCUUUGUACAACUUCCUCACUGUUGCGAACCCAGCUGGGUCAUUAGUAUUCUCAGGCAUUAUUGCUAGUAGCAUAUAUGACAGUGAAGCUGCAAAGCAAGCUCAAGAGCGUCAUCCCAGCCAAUGGAAUGGGGCAUCUAUUUUGUCAAGUUUUCUAGCUGUGGAGGAACCUCUAAAGUGUGAAGGUGCCAUAUGCUUCUUCUUGACUUCCUUAAUACUAUGUGGACUCUGCAUUAUUGCUGCUUGUCUAAGCAUGAUUCUAGUUUAUCGAACAAAGGCUGUAUACAAUCAGCUUUAUGGAAAAUCUCGUACAUAAUCCAUCACUCAAGUGAAGCUUGGAUAGAAGUUUGAGUGGUUUGCACAGAUACUCUCAACCAGCUUAUGGAUCCAAGCAUUUCACUGAGGUGACGUUGUUAGCCAUUACCAGAAAACAUCCUCCUGGAUGAGAGCAAGCAACAAUGGAGAUGGCUCAACUGAUUUUUUUGGUGUUAGAAGCUGUUCCUCGUAAUGUGAUAUAAAUGUUUGAUUGCAAUUCUUGAUUGGUGUAUAUUUUGCUUUGUCUUUGAAACUUGAAAUUGUUAUAUUCUGGUUGUCAACCAUCAUUUAUUGAAUGAGAUCUUCCAUUUUUUAAA
Molecule: messenger RNA, 2427 nt
Organism: Nicotiana attenuata
Lineage: Eukaryota; Viridiplantae; Streptophyta; Magnoliopsida; Solanales; Solanaceae
Product: protein NUCLEAR FUSION DEFECTIVE 4-like
Exons: 3
Coding region: 333-2111 (592 amino acids)
Cellular component (GO): membrane
Source: RefSeq, a predicted model, not a curated record